AGGGAGAGACAGCUGGACCAGGGAGAAAGAGAAUCAGUGAGGCAGGGGAAAAGUCAGGAAGGUGAACCAGAGCAAAUGUUUGUGAACAACAGUGAUUACUGAAUGUGGCAAAUCAGGCAGCUCUGCGGACAGGAAAGACACAUUCGUCCUCUCUCAUUUACUCCAAGUCAUCCUCAAUAAUCUAGUGUUCAUCCAGAGUCAUCUGAAGAUGACACUGAAGAUGAGGACAUCAUCUGUACUCAUGGCUUCAGUUUUCGCAUCUCCUACACCAUCCAUCGUCCAGCAAAACCUGAAGAUCAACUUCUCUGAACAAACAAGUCCCUGGCUGAACAACAGCACGUGGCCACCCAUCAAAUCCUCAGGUUUAGGGAUGUCUUGCUUCACUAUGACAUUUGGCGCCAUCUCUAACCUCACAGCUCUGGGCAUCCUAGCUAAAUCCCGUGUCCGAUUCCGUCGCCAAUCCAGAGCAUCAUUUCUGUUACUAACAAUGGCUUUGCUUUUGGCUGACCUUGCAGGUCAUGUGAUUCCAGGCGCCUUUGCUUUGUAUAUGCACGUCAAUCAGAGGGAUAAAAUGCAGGGCAGGAAGCCUACUAAUGCAUUCUGUCAGAUCUUUGGGGCAAGUAUGGUGUUUUUUGGCUUAUGCCCUUUGCUGUUGGGUUGUGCGAUGGCAGUGGAGCGCUGUGUGGCCAUCACAAAGCCCUUUUUCCAUGCUGCUAUGAUCACAUUGGGUCACGUGUGGCGAGUUGUGUUACUUCUGCCCUCUCUUGCACUUGGGCUGGCAGUUCUACCUUUAUUUGCUGUGGGGACUUACACGAGCCAGUAUCCUGGGACAUGGUGUUUCUUGCCUAUCCAUGAUCCACAGUCUGCAGCUGACACCAGUCUGGUUCUGGCCUUCUCAUGUGUGGGUCUCGCUGCACUUGCUCUUUCCCUACUCUGCAACAUCAUGAGUUGUCUGGCAUUGCUGCAGGCCAGAAUUAAGUCCAAAAAUGUUAAAACUAAAUCAGCAGCCUGCUGCAGCACUCGUCGAGCAUCGACUUCUUCCUCUUUGUUUUGCUCGUUGGAUGUGGAGAUGAUGGUGCAACUGGCAGUGAUCACUGUGGUUUCCUGUGUAUGCUGGGGUCCCUUUCUUGUGAGUACUACUCCUUUAGAUUGCAGAAUUUGUUUCUAGAACUAUUUUCACCUGGUAUUUUCAAUAAUAUUGGACAUAGUAAACAUGGAUGGAUUACUGAGCGGGCAUACUGGGCACAAACCCAGGAGCCCAGAGUAUCAGGAGGCCCCCUGGCU
Messenger RNA from Epinephelus lanceolatus (giant grouper), 1284 nucleotides. It is a transcript of the gene ptger1c, whose product is annotated as prostaglandin E receptor 1c (subtype EP1). Gene Ontology annotation, cellular component: plasma membrane. The record is from RefSeq and is a predicted model, not a curated record. Gene Ontology annotation, biological process: inflammatory response; adenylate cyclase-activating G protein-coupled receptor signaling pathway; positive regulation of cytosolic calcium ion concentration. Lineage: Eukaryota; Metazoa; Chordata; Actinopteri; Perciformes; Serranidae. Gene Ontology annotation, molecular function: thromboxane receptor activity; prostaglandin E receptor activity.